This is a messenger RNA of Aspergillus mulundensis, 657 nucleotides long. RefSeq lists its product as uncharacterized. The coding region runs from base 1 to 657 and encodes 218 amino acids. The record is from RefSeq and is a predicted model, not a curated record. Lineage: Eukaryota; Fungi; Ascomycota; Eurotiomycetes; Eurotiales; Aspergillaceae. The transcript has a single exon.
AUGGGAGAGCAUAGGCAGGCGCCGGAUUUGUUCCAGCCUUCCUUGAAGCUGGACAAAGACAACUCGGCGCCUGCUUCUCAACCCGAACACGACCAACCGAAUAGAGAAAGACGUGCAGUUAAUGGACCGGAAAUAUAUGACAUCGAGGACUUGCCUCCUGGUAUCCAAGAAGCCAGUUUCGGGAGUGAAGCAGUGAAACCAUAUGACAUUGAGGAGCCAGGAGAGGAAUCUACAUCCGAACCCGAGCUGUCAAGUUUGCCGCAGCACAUACAGCGCAGAUACUGGGAAGAGCUGGUGUCCUCGAUGGAAGACCUGUACUGCGACUCCGAUAAUAGCAGUCCAGGGUCGAUUUCUUCGAAAAGAGGCAGGAAGAGAAAACCUCCUGCCCUCACAAUUCUCCCCCAGGCUGCCCAGCCUGAGAAAUCGGCUUCUGUAUCAGAUGCGCAAUAUGCAAGUCCAAAUCUAAGCCCAAAAAGGCCGCGGAAAAGAGAUAAACGACCCAGGGACAGACCACUUAACCCGGCUCAAAAGAUUCGCAUUCAAAGACCUCGAGGAUUUAGUGGCUCAUCCUACACGUCCGUCUCUACGGAUACGGAGGCAAGCGGCACUAACCUCACCAAUGGAUUCUCUACCCCAGACGCCAUGGACCUAGACUGA